AUUAGACAGGGACUCUGUCAUAUUGCAAUCGGAACCCUCGAUGCGACUGAAAAAUUGUCAGUCCUCAGGUGAAAAAUUUAGUUUAAAUAGUUAAUUUUGGAACAGUUUUUAUAAAGUGAAUGUGUAUUUUGAGGGUAAUCUAAUCGGGAAGUUGCGGUGAAUAGUUUUCAAAUCUAGGCAUAAGCUGCGAUUGCUAUUUUUUCGGUGAAGUUGAUUUCCGCAUAUGCAAAUUAAGGAAAAGUUAAGAUAUUGCCACUUCCAAACUAUACUUUAUGUACAACAAUUCGAUAAGUCUGAGCGAAUCAAAGCGUUGUGCUGCAUUCGAUUGUCAAUUUGGCCUAGUAAAUUGUUACUAAACUAACUCCGGGAAGCUCGAAAAAUGUGAUAAAUUGCCAUUAUAUCAUCGUUUAGGGAUAAACUUUUUCGCAUAGGAAAAAUUGGUUCUUUCUUCUCUUGCGUAUUCUUCUUCGCCUUGAGUUGGUGCUGCAUAUCUCCCGGGCGCAAGUUGAUGUAUGGCUAACUAAGCGAUAUGGCGACGACAUUCAGACAGCAGCACGGAGGAACGAAAGCAAUCGAUGGGAAGACUAAAUAAUCAAACCGAUAAGUCUACUAUACCUAUAAUGCACAAUCAUUGUUCGGUCGCUCUUCCGGAAAAAGAAAGAUCGUAAAAAAGAUAAGCAGCGCCCGAAAGAAAAUCGGUGGGAGUUUGAGACUAACUUGAGGCGCCUUUUCCUCGGUUCCUAAUCAGUGGGGAUAGUGAUAAUUAAUCAGUGAUUCGUCGUUGGGACACGGCUGCUAAAACAUGGCAAAAAAGAUUCCCUUCAAGGUGGUGUUCGCCUCAGAUGAGGAUUCUGACUAUCCGGCGAGCGAGUUGAACAGCCACAGUCCCACGGUUCAUGGAUGGCGAUCGAAUCCGGCUAGUCCGGUGACCCCGAAGGAAAUAGUUUUGAGAUUUUUCAAUCCCGCUAGAAUCGUCCGCAUCCAGGUUCUAGCUCAUCAGCAUUUCAUACCCGAGCGUAUUGAACUUUGGAUACACUAUUCGAGCAAGAGCGCACCGAGCACUCCGUCCAGUCAGAGCUUCGAAUACAUGGGAUUUGUGGCGUUGUCUGAUAAUUCCAACACCAACUACACAUCGCGAGAGUUGCAAAGUGUGACCGUGUCCCCGAAGGUCGGUUCACACCUUAAACUGCGACUUGGUCCACCGCACGUCAACGAAUUCAACUCAGACAACCAAGUUGCACUGCUAGCAAUCAACAUCUUAGGCGAGGAGCUAAGCUCGGAAGAUCUUGCCUCGAUUCAAUCUAAUGCCUCGUUGUUGAACGCAUCUCCAGCGAAUCUUGAGACUUUGAACAGCUCGCUUUCGUCGGUGUGCGACGAUCUUUCCUACUCCAUGUAUGUCGAGGAAAGUAUCUGCGAUGUUGUUCGUUUGAUGGAGACGUUGAAAGUACAAGCUGUUCAAGACGAACGCUUCGAAUACGCUAGAAAGCUGAAAUUGUGCAUGAGCGCGUUACGGAAUGCCGGGGAACGGCUUGGACGAUACGCUCUAGCAAAACGCCAAGCCGUUCAACAGGAAGACUUCAGCACGGCACGACUCCGCAAAGAGCAGAUUGAAAUGUACCGAAAGGCGGUGUUCGAUCAACUCAAGGUCAACACGCUACUCCAGAGUGACAAAAGUAUCGCGUGCAACGAUUCCUUCUCGGAGUUGUACGCAUCCAAACCUAUGUUGCCUUCACCGCCUAGUCUGCAGGAUGUGGCUAGUGCUUUGUCGGAGAAUUCGCUUCCUGCUGCGGUAGAAAUUACUACCCGGCACCAAAUUCUCCAGGACACGACUGACUCAAUGACCACCACCAAUUCGACCACUUCUGCCUCGAGUAGUGGCGUGACGCAAAAAUCACAGGAAGUUACACCCAGCAAGGCUCCGUACAGCCUAUCUCGACCUGAGGACAUUCCAAACUCGCCCAUGUUAAGCCACAAGGGACGAAGUCCGAUGCGAUCGCCCACCAGUACCGGAUCAUUGCGGAGACGUAACAAAAGUGCACCCCGCAACAGCUACGAAGACUACGACGAGCGAGCAAUCUCCACCAUAAGUUCGCAUACCAAUGAUUUCCUGAGAGAGUGUCAAGGGACGGCUAUGAUCGAGAGCGAGACUGGCAAAACGCGGUGCAAACUCAACGAUAGAGAACGAAGGCAAGCCGCUCUCCCAAUUCUCGUUUUCGGCAUGGAGCUGGUUGAACUGAUCUACUCACGGCAGUUCACUGACCGCGAGGAAGGAUUGGUAAGGCUUCGAGGUAUACUGAAACGUGAUAGCGAAGACGAUCAAUCAGCGGGACCCAACAAGAUCUGUCGAAGCGCUACGCUUCUGCUACAUCGCGGAGUCCGUGAUGCAGUUUUCUCUGGGUUCAGUCAAGCAACCGAAACUGUCCGAACGCUGUUCAUGGACUUUGUGCCAAACCGAGUCGCACCUAGUGAAGUGGCCCGAUCGGUGGAUCGUCUGCUCCCAGAGCUUCUGUCCAAGAGCGGUGAUCCUUCGGCCAGGGUUCACACUCUGGCCCAGCAUACCAUUCUCAGCAUAGCAGCGUGUCCCGAAGUUCGUGAUCAGCACUUGAUAGCACCGGCCCUCUCGAGACCCGUGGGCAGUGGAACCCAUCCGAGGCUGGCAUUGAGCAGAAUGCAGAUGCUGGAACAACUGGUCCUCAGUCAAGGUAUAUCCAACGAUAAGCAAAGCGGACUCGCGUGUCGGACUCUUUCCGAGGCCGGUUGUUCCGGGAUUCAUCACCCGGCAGAAUCAGUACGGAAGGUGGCCGAACGCGUACUGCUACUGGUUUAUAAGGUAAACCCUAGAUUAGUGAGAAAGCAGCUGCCUCCCGAUGAUGAUGUUACCAGGAGGAAUCUGCUUUAUCGCCAGUUGUUUACUGAGUUUGAUAAGAUCGAUCUACAGCGAAAGAAGGACAUGUUAGAAAACAAGCAAUAUAAUGGACCGAACCCUUACGCGGGUAUCUGUUCACCGCCGAUGUCGAGCAGCUCGAAGAAUUCGCCUCCGGUUGAGAUGCGAAACCGAGCGUACACGGGAGGAUCGAGCAGUCGAACCAUCGUCAGUUUUUCCGACGACACAAAUGCUAAAAUCCAGUCAAAUUUCAGUUCAUUGAAAUUGCAGGAUUCCAACUCGAGUCCGGUGCGAAGACCAGAUUCGGCAGGAAUAAUCAAGAGCAAGAGUGGCCAUGCGAUCGGGCACCACCACCACCAUUGGCCCACCGCCAGCGAGUUCGAGUCGGACAGCAAUGGGAAGGACUUUGCGAGUGUGGUCCAGCAGAAGCUUAGCCAGCCGAAGACGCUCAUCUACGACAGUACGAUUGGCUUUUUGGGUUCCGCCGAAAAUGGGGCGGCCGGUUCGAGGAAGAGCUCCAACUCGGAUUCGUUCGAGGCCAUGGAAAACGAAAUUCGCUGCCCGUUCUGUGAUUGGAUCUGCCACGGAGACCCGACCCAGCUGGAUAAGCACUACUGGAAGGCGUGUCCGGUGCUGACGAAAUGUCCCCAGUGCAGCCAGAUUUUGGAGGUGGCCGCACUAACCCCUCACCUGAUAAAUGAAUGCGAAGCCAAAACUAGUUACGUGACGUGUGAACGUUGUACGGAAUCGGUACAUAAAGAUCUGUACGAGUACCAUAUGAUGGAAGAUUUCUGCAGAGAAUUGACAACGGGAGCUGCCAGAUGCCCGCUCUGCCACGACGAUGUGCUGUUGCCCCUGGAUGGAGGCUGGAAGCGGCACCUGUUGAGUCGAGCAGGAUGUUUGGGAAACACUCGAAGGCGGGCCAAAGUUUAAAACAUUUUUAAAGCUACCUUUUCAGCAUUUUAAGCGGAAUUUUUGAACAAAGCUAUUGGCAACUCAUCUCUCAUUGGAGAUCCUAAAACAAGCUUUUAAAUGGAUUUUAUUCGCUUAUCAAACUACUACACUCAGAGUGAAUAGAUAGACUUUUUCGAAAUUAAUUAGAAAAAUAUGAAUCAUAUGCAAGCACCAAUAAAAAAAGUCAUUCAAAAGUACACACAAAAUUUUACGAUUUAAUCUUUGUCAUCACUUAUAGAGACUAUGUAUACAAACGAACAAAAAAACGAGGCAGUUGAUGAUCCAUGAAUAUUGAAUACAAAACAAAAUUAUUCUAAGUAUUUAAACAAAAACUAUUAAAAUUUGUGAAACAAAGUAGGAAUUUAUCGGAAAAGCCCAGCUAGAACCAACAAAAAAAAAAAACAGAUAGUGCAAUGAACGCAAAAUAACGAGUUUAAAGUCAGUCAGUCAGAAGAAAGGUUAAUCACUAAGUUAAAGGUAAAGUAAACUUUUCCAUUAGUAUUACGACGCGUACGAUUAAGUAGAAUCUUUUGUUGAGACAAAAAAAAAACACUUUUUGGAUAGAACAACUUACUCAUUUAGGAAUUAUUAUUCUUUAUAGUACGUACUAAUCCCAUUUUGAUAUAACGACAAAAGUAACGAAAAAGUAAUUAAAUGUUAUUGACUAAUCCUUGAAACCAGUCCAGAAUCAAAACAACAAUAAAUGAAACAAAAAAAAAGUAUUUCCCGUCCUAACCUGAAUGCAAAUAAACGUUUUUUCUUCUUUG
Molecule: messenger RNA, 4605 nt
Organism: Uranotaenia lowii
Lineage: Eukaryota; Metazoa; Arthropoda; Insecta; Diptera; Culicidae
Product: centrosomal protein of 104 kDa
Exons: 10
Coding region: 803-3817 (1004 amino acids)
Cellular component (GO): cilium
Source: RefSeq, a predicted model, not a curated record